AUGUCUAACGUGUCCAGUCGCAUAUCAGGUAUUUCUCUUAUUGAGCAGUAUAAUGAGUCUCAACUAAUGUCAGAAACAGACUCUACGAGCAGUACCCCGUUGAAGCAGGAGAACUACGAACAUUGGUCAGUCCAAGAAGUAGUCACUUGGUGCUCCAUGGAACUGUCAUUGGCUGAAAGUGAUUCCCUUUGUCAACAGCUGAAGAUAAACUCUAUCUCUGGAGAUGUAUUAUCUGAAUUGACAAUGAAUGACUGUAAAGAAUUAUGUUCUAAUGACUUAAAAAGGGCAAUUAAACUAAAAAUAGCAUUGAAUAAACUAAUAAGUGACCAGGAUAGUAAUAAAGCUGAUUUCUCCAAGAAAUCUACCGAUGACUCGCAAUUAUUUGAAGAAAGACAGGAGAAAUCGUUGAUAAUUUUAAAGGAUCUUUAUUCCACAGUAUCUCAAAAAUUACAGGAGUUCCAAAUUCAAUAUUCAGCAUUAAGAACAGAUAUACUGGAAAUGGUUAAGACUGUUAACUCAACUGAUAGUUCUACAUUGCUUGCUCAGCAGCAACAGCAACAAAUAUUUCCCCAAACCUUGACCCAUAGGCCAUCAACGGCAAGUGUGUCAUCCCAAUCUCCCUCUAUGUCGGCUGGGGAUUCUGCUGCUACGUCGCCUACAUAUUCAGUUUCUACAGUACAAAGAAGCAAUAGUAACAGGUAUAUUAGUAAACCAGAAAUGGUAAGAUCCGUAUCAACAUCAUCUUCAGUGAAUAACAUGAUGGGUUCAGUGGUCAGCACACCAGGCACGACAGCGGAACCUUUGAAACAAUUGAGGGCUUCUAAAGAAGAUUCAUGUGAAAGAAUACUUAAAAAUGCAAUGAAGAGACAUAACUUAAAUGACAAAGAUUGGAAACAGUAUGUGUUAGUAAUUUGUUAUGGAGAUCAAGAAAGAAUAUUGGAAUUAAAUGAAAAACCUGUCCUCAUAUUUAAAAACUUGAAACAGCAGGGCUUGCAUCCUGCAAUUAUGCUAAGACGAAGAGGUGAUUUUGAAGAAUUGUCCCUAGGCAAUGUAAACGAUAAUGACAAUGGAGAUGGUACUUUUAUCCCCAGCCAUAAUGAAUCAUUGAACCGGCCAAAUGAUGAUGUUACACCUGGAGGAAGGCUAUGA
Messenger RNA from Naumovozyma castellii, 1149 nucleotides. It is a transcript of the gene STE50, whose product is annotated as Ste50p. The transcript has a single exon. The record is from RefSeq and is a predicted model, not a curated record. NCBI's taxonomy places the organism in Eukaryota, Fungi, Ascomycota, Saccharomycetes, Saccharomycetales, Saccharomycetaceae. The coding region runs from base 1 to 1149 and encodes 382 amino acids.